Micromonas pusilla CCMP1545 is the source of this 1180-nucleotide messenger RNA. RefSeq lists its product as uncharacterized. The transcript is spliced from 5 exons. Lineage: Eukaryota; Viridiplantae; Chlorophyta; Mamiellophyceae; Mamiellales; Mamiellaceae. The coding region runs from base 35 to 1180 and encodes 381 amino acids. The record is from RefSeq and is a predicted model, not a curated record.
ACGCGCGCCGCCGCGCGUCCGUCCGAAGGCGACGAUGGCCUCCUCGACGCUCGCCGCGCGCACCGCGACGACGCUCGCGUCGUCGUCGUGGGCGUCGUCGCCUCGCCGCGUCCUUAAGGAUCGGCGUUCACCACGCGAACGCGGUCGUAUGGGAACCAGUGUGACGCCGCGAAGGCGACGCGAUGGCGCGACGUCGAUCGCGGCGCGAUCGUCCGCCCCCGACGACGACGACGCGCCGCCGCCGCCGCCCUCGGUCGCCUCCUCCCCGUCGCGAUGGACGGGCCCGCCCGUGAACCGCCUGGACGAGCAGGCGGCGAGAGAGCGCGUGAUGCGCCUCGCGACGACGACGACGCAGGGCGCGGGCGCGCUCGAGGCGAUACAGGGGUGCCUGAGCUCCAUGCCGGGCUGCCCGCUCGACACGGUCGCGCUCAACUUGAUCGAGACGCGCUGGGUCGUCGCGUUCGACGCGCUGGCGAACGCGCCGAGACGACCGGGGGACCCGCCGUUUUGUUUCGGCAUCACGCACCCGGCGCUGACGCCCGCGAAGACGCCGCCGGGGGAGGACCCGAUACCCCCGAAGGAGGGCGACGUCGGCCUCGUCUGUCGCAUGGUCGACGCGUACCACGACAACAAGGAAGAGAGGCUGUACGUCACGUCUCAGGUUGUGGGGAGGUUUCGAGUCGACCGCGUCGUGACGGACGGGAAUCCGUUUUUCGUCGCGGAGACGAGCCAGGCGCGUUCGUAUUCACACUGGUCCCCAUACGAACUCGUUUUGGACCAAGUCCCGGAAGACGACGAGGGCGCGAAGGCGCUGGCGGAGGAGGAGGCGGACGUGUGGCGCCUCCUGAAACAACUCGAAACGCUCUCCGCGAAGACGAAAGAGGGUGACGGCGCGCAGAUCGACUACGACAUGCGGCGGUGCUCGCCGGAUCCCAAGGAGCGGCCGCCGUGGGACGCGGACCCGCCCGCGCCGGAGCGACGCGCGGAGAUGUUUUCGUGGGCGGUGACGCGGCGACUGGGGUUGGAGCCGCGCGAGCAUCUGGACGCGGUGCGCACGACGCACACGUCCGCGCGCCUCGCGCAGGUGAAGAGCGCGCUGACGGAGGGGGUGAACUACCUCGCCGCGGUGAGCGCGCUGCAGGGCGCGGAGGGGGGCGGGGAGGGCGGGGGGGGCGAAUGA